AUAUUGAUAAACUAUGUACAAUCGUGGUAAGUGGAUAAUAAUGGAAAUUAUUCAUAAUUAAUUACGAUUUUUAGUCAGUCAAUUGUUUAAGUAAGUUCAAAAACUUCAUGAAGAUAAAUAACAGCAUUAUUUAAAAAAAUCACAAGUUAAUUAAUUGAAUUAACAUUGUUAACUUAACAAAUAAUUUUUUUAAUUUUACACUUUUAUAAAUAGCAGUUGCGCCACAAAUCAUCAUAAUAUUUAAUAGCAAAAAGAUGAGCUACGCAUUCUUGAAAAAUAUAUUCAAAAAAAACAAAAAACAAAAUAAAUCAAAAUAUAACAAUGACAAGAAUCAAUUAGGGAACUCACGUAAAGAAUAUAGUGUUCAAUCCCCUAUAUAUCAUGCGUUUUGCUUACAAAUAAGAAACUUAGAAUUGUACCUGAAUAAAAAACGAAAUUUCGAUUUAAAACCAAACUGCCUAGAAUUUAUAAAAACUCUAAAUAAUUUCGAAAGUUAUCUCAAUGAUAAUCCACAAUUAGAUUACAUAAAACAAACAUUUUCAAAGGAACAACAAAAGCUCUAUUGGAAUAUGACACAAGAACUCAGUCAAUGUUUCAGUGAAUUUAUUUCGGUAAUAAAACAUAAUAUAUAUAUUUCUCAUCGAAAUGAAAGCAUUCUUAAUAUUGCACAUGAAAACCUUCCAAUCUAUCAAAACUUAGAAGAAAAAAGUCUUCAAGCUUGUAUUGAUACGGAAAUAGCAUUGAAAGCUCGAAUGUUUAAAAAAUGGUCUGUGCUAAAACUAUCAAAAAAUAAAAAUUUAGUUAAAAAAUUCCAAAUGGAACUCGUCGGUCAAAAAAAUAUAAUUGCUUUAAGGCAAAAGCAAAUGAAAAUACUUGUAGAGAAAUAUUUAAAAAUUAAAAACAAUACUAUCAACAAUGAUAAAUGCAAAAAAUCAAUAGCAAAUUAUAAACCACUGGUAAUAAACGAGCGAUUAGUGAAUGAUAACAGUGAAAAUAUUAGUCAUAAUAAUUCAAAAAAAUUAACUCCACCAGUACAGCUGAACACAAAUUUAGAAGAAAAGUCACAAUAUAUUAUUCCAGACCUAGGAAGCAAUACAACUGACAAUUUACAACUUAUGUAUGAACAAGAAAUAAUGAUGGUUAAUGAUCAUGAAUAA
Molecule: messenger RNA, 1157 nt
Organism: Daktulosphaira vitifoliae (grape phylloxera)
Lineage: Eukaryota; Metazoa; Arthropoda; Insecta; Hemiptera; Phylloxeridae
Exons: 4
Coding region: 255-1157 (300 amino acids)
Source: RefSeq, a predicted model, not a curated record